GCGCCUGGUAGCCGAUCGGCAAAUCUCCCUUAACAUUGCGAUCGUAGGGACUUGUCUGUAGUGACUUGGUUUGAGCAAAUGCAUCACCACGUCGCUCAAAUAGCACAAGACUUCUGAUGAUGGAUGACGGGGAGUCGAGUGCUCCGCAGAAGCAGCACCAGCUCGAACCCUCACGGACUUCGCCUAAGCCUUCACCCCUGGUCCUGCGCGCUGUUGAAAACGACGGCACUCGAGAGUCUUAUACUCCCACAGGUCCUCCACCCGAGUCGCUCAAGCUGGAAAACAUACCACCAUUGAAACCAUCAUCACAUUCGGUGCCCGACAGCUCCUUCGACAGCAGCAUGGCUGACGGCCAAAGCAUCCUGGACGACAGGCACUCUGACUCGCUCGCUGAACAAGCCGUCCGCGAACACUUACAAGACCUCGACUCCAGCUUCGUCCCGCCUAUAUCGCCAAUACCCACGAUAGUCGCCCGAGGUGCCGCAGCCGAGGACGACACCUUUGUCUUUGACUCUCCGAAAAAGUCUUCAUCUACCAACGCUCGAGAGCCCAGUCCAUCCUCUUCGAAACCGCAGACACAAUCUGAUGGAAUCCCGAAAUCGAGCCCACCUACGCCUGACCCGAGCAAGAAUGCUUCAAAACAACCGACCGUUGAAGACCCUAGCCAUGACGACUCGCUCUUGAACGUACAAAAUGCGGUCGAUGCAAGCACGACAAGCGCCACUACAGCCUCGCUCGAAGCCUUCUCGUCGUCACCAACGGCUGCCGCUGCUGCACGAACGAUAUCGCGAGCUAUAUCCAGAGCCAGCAAUGGGAAGAGCGAAGGAGCCAGCCAUGCGGACGACAGUUUUUCUACCGACAACAGCGCCAUGUCAGAGGGGUUACGGAACAAUGACGACAAUGCAGACCCUGGCGAUUCGUCGGAACUGUCUGAGCGCCCUAAGGAAAAGCCAUACUUUCUCGAUGCUGGGAGCACACCGGGCAAUGCACUUCGUUCCAGCAGGCCCAAAUAUCUUUGGAGCCGAAACGCUAGCCAAAGGUCUAGCGUCUCCUCGUCUGCUACCAACAAUAGUUCCGUGGAUGACCGCGAUAGUGAUGUGACGGUCGGCCUCGGCACUGACUAUGCGCUUCAGUCUGGAGGAGCCUUGCCGGCUGCUGGGCCUUCCCGGGGAUACAGCAACAUGUCGAGAACGGUCAGUCUUGGGAGCAUGGCCUCUGGUCUUGAUGAUGAGCCCGUAGGACGUGUUAUGGAUCAACUUGAAACGCUUGACGAGCAUAAUGUCAACAGCUUUGGUCGUGAUCCCAUGCGAACCCCAAAGGCCAAGGGAUCGCUCGCGCCAACAGACACGGUCAUUGCCCGUCGCGUUAUGAAUGUCCACGUUCCCGAGUCGCUGGCGCGCGAGUACAAGAGUAAAGGUGGGCUGCAGACACCAAGGCGACAAUCGGAAAUGACAUCAAGUGGUGUGACGCCCAAACGAACUCUGACUCUCAAGGAGCAGAGCAGUACCAUCGAACGGCUGUCGAAAGAGAACUUUGACCUGAAACUCAAGGUCAUGUUCCUCAACGAUCGUUUGGACAAGCUUUCGGAAGAGGGUGUUAAGGAGAUGAUCUCGGAGAAUGUAGAGUUGAAGACCGGGCUGGCCGUCCUGCAGCGCGACAACAAGGUGCUGCGGCGGCGGGUCAAGGAGCUCGAGAAGCAGCUCAAGGAAGAGGACGACCGACCCAGCACUGCGAGGAGCGGUGCAUCCAGUGAGCAGGCAUCGGCGGCAGACCAAGAAGCGCAAGAGAGAGAAGAAGAGCUGGUAUACUUGCGCGAGCGCAUUGAGGAGUACGAGACCGAGAUCGACAGGUUACGAGACGAGAACCUGUCGACCGAGGCAGAGAAGAGGCGGAUGGCUGAGCACGUGCGGACGCUGCAGAACGCGGGCGAGAAGCAUGUGGGUGACAGCCUAGGGAGACAGGAGGAGGCCGACGUAUGGAAGGACUUGUUUGAGCAGGAAACCGCCCGGCGAGAGCAGGCGGACGAGGAGAACCGCAAGCUCAGGGACGAAGUUUUUCAGCUCAAGCAGCAAGUCACUACCAAUGUCGUCGGUCAUGGCACCUCCGGGUCUGGGAGGAUGCAUCACACUACCAACAUCUACAACAUUACCAAAGCCCAUCGGGCCACAUCGCCCAGCAGGCCCAUGUCGGCGUUCUCUGGCGAGGCGGAGAGCUCGAACGGCCUUGUUAGCGUGGCUAGCACUCUUGUCGAGGAGCUGCGACGUGAGGGCGAGGCGUUGCGCCAUGAGAACGCCGAGCUUCGGAGGGAGGUUGGUGCUCAGACGUCCAUGUUGACUUCACGAAACCGCGAGAAGGAGCGACUUUAUCAAGAGAUUGAGGAUCUCAAGCUAGCAUCUCGUCGUGGCGGCCCGGCACCAUCAACUAUCGACAGCCUGCUCGAUCGAUCUGCUUCACGAGCCGGAAGAGACAGGUCCGCGUCCAGAGUUAGUGUUGGGACGAGAGCCGUGUCUGGGAUCGAUGAAGCAGAACGAGAAGAGUUGGAGAACAAGAUGGCCGAGCUUCGCGACAAGAUUAACGAGUUGAAGCUCAACAAUUCAGACUUGCAGACUGAACUCAACAGCUGCACAGAAGACUUUGAAGCCGCCGUCGAGGCCAAGCGGCAGGCUGAAGAAGUUGCCCUGGGGUUGCAGGAUGACCUGGACACUGCAAUGAACGACCUGGUGGUUUUGCAAACAGAACGAGACGAGGCUUUGCAGGAGAACGACGCUCUGCAGGCCGAGUUCGAGGCUUUACGAAAGGAAGCACAAGAGGAGCUUGACGCCCUCGAUCAAGAGUUGGAAGUUAGAAACGACGAGCUCCAAAGGUUGCAGAUCGAACUUUCCGACCGGACCGAGAACUUCAAUGCCCUGCAGGACGAAAUGCGCAAGCUGAGCGAAAGCUUGGUUGGGCUAGAGGAUGAACAAGAGAAAAAGAUGAAGAUGAUUGCCGGCCUGGAAGAACAACUUGCCGAGGCCAACAAGGAAUCGGAAGAGCUUGAGGCCAAGCUUCUAGAGUCUAACGAAAAGGCACAGAGGCUCAGUGUGCAGCAAGAGUCUGGCCAGGAUGAGAUUGCCUUCCUGCGCGAGGAGCAGGAGCAAGACAAGAUUCGCAUUGGAGACCUCGAGGCGCAGAUCGCCACCGCUGAGCAGUCCCUGAAAGAGGCGCAUGAACGUGUUAAGGAGCUCGAUCAGCGUCUCGCCACGGAACGCAGACAACGCGAACUCGUGGCGGCUGCCGAAAAGGAAGAAGUCCAGCAAUUCGUCAACGAGCUCAACAGGGAGGCAUCGACGGCUAAGGACGAAGCCAAGAGACUACGGAAGAGCCUCAACAACAGGGAGAGGGAGGCCACUGAGUGGAAAGAGAGGCUCAUGGAGCUGGAGAACAACUUGCGCGAGGCACUUGGAGACCUUAAUGGGACUAGGUCUAGCCUACUUAAGUCCAUUGCGAAACUCCAACGUGAGCUGGAGGAAACAGUACAGGAGCUCAGCACCACCAAGGCAGCUCUCGUCGACAAGGACCGUCUGCUCAAGCAACGCGACGCUCUCCUCGAGUCGCAUGGCCUCGAAGCCAGGAAGCUGGCCGACAUGCUGGAAAAGGAGAGGCAGGCACACCGAGUGUCCAAGCACCAGUUUGAGACGUUCCAAAAGACCCAUCAGCAUAUCACACGUACAAAUAGCAGUCAGGAACAGCGCAUUUCGGAACUUGAGUCCACAAAAGCUCAGGACGGCCGCAAGAUUGCACAGCUUGAGCGCACGCUCAAGGAGCAACUUAACGAGCGCAACAACUUGCUGCUCGUGCUCUGGACCCGUCUUUCAGCUCUGUGUGGAAGCGACUGGGCACAUGACAACAGCCUCAUCAACGGGCGGGCCUUGCCCAGCCUGGAGGCAGUGGCUACGAUGCUUCCAGGGUUUAGCAAGAACCUCCUCGGCGCGGUUAAGACCAUCGAGACGAUGGUGGGUGGGUUCCAGAAUCGUAUAAAAGAUGUAGAGAAGCAGAUCUGGAAGGAGUAUCACUCGCUCGAGACGACGCUAGAGCAGCGUACCAAAAAGCUCGACAAGCUGGAGGCGGCGGUGCGGAGCGGCAUAGCGGCAGGUACCAUUGGAAUGUCAGUCUCGGAGCGAGAGAUGCAAUCUCGAUUAAUCAGACUGGAAGAUGCGUACCGUCAACUCAAAGUGGAGAACACGACCUUGCGCACGGCCAGCGAGGUACGACAACGUGCGGCUAAGAGCAGCGACAGUGUCGAAGGUCACAGUCCGUCGCCCAGUAUACCGACGGGCCCCAGAGGCGGGAGUCGCGACCGCGCCUUGCGUAACAGCAGCAUGGCACGGCGGCCGGUAACCGCGGGUGAUGUUGCAUUCGACAAGGACGGCAGCGGCAGGGAGGUGGCUCGGCCAGAAACGGCCCACGUAUCGGACACAGACCCCAAGUGGAUUCUUCGACUUAGGGAGAUGGAGAACAAGCUCAAGACGGAGCGCGAGGGGCGAGUGCAGGACCGGAGCGCGGCCAGAGAGCGAAUCCGCGAGCUUGAGGCGCAUCAGCGCACGACAGACAGGGAUCUGCAAAGGGCAAGAGAGAGGGAAAGGGGGAGACAGUGAUUUUCUUUUGUUCAUACCUUCAUACCAAUAUCGGAGCGUUUCCUUUGUUGUUCACUUUGGGCGUUGCAUUACUGAGGAUCGACAGCAUGGAAGAAAAGCUGUUUUGGCAUGUUUUACUUGUUUUGAGAUGUGCUUAGCUACCUACCUCUGAAUAGGUAGCUAGGUAGGUAGGUUUGCGAGUUUGAAUUAUUCAGCUUGUCGAGAAACGUAUAGAGGGUUUGCUGGGCUUGGUUACUGGUAUUAAAUUUGCCCUUUGCCCUGUAUUAUUCCAUUCAUUCAUUGCCUUCAAUCGAAUGGAAAAAGGCUGUCACAAGCCUGUAUUGUAUUUUAUUAUAUAAAUUAAACUCAAUGGAAUGUUUGUUAAUAGCAGGUGUAAUUAAAUACUAG
This is a messenger RNA of Pyricularia grisea, 5021 nucleotides long. RefSeq lists its product as uncharacterized. The coding region runs from base 117 to 4634 and encodes 1505 amino acids. Lineage: Eukaryota; Fungi; Ascomycota; Sordariomycetes; Magnaporthales; Pyriculariaceae. The record is from RefSeq and is a predicted model, not a curated record. The transcript has 2 exons. Gene Ontology annotation, cellular component: microtubule organizing center.